UCCACUCCCGCCCAGACACACACCUCAACUGUGUAUCAACACAUCUAGAUCCACUUUCACAUUCGCAUUCAUACCAAUAGAUACCCGCCAUCUCACCCAUAUCAUAUCGCUCACACUCUCUCUUGCACGCAGCACAAACAUGUUCCAUAAUCAUCCCAACAAUAUUAAAACUGAAACAGAUAGAUAACGCCAGAUCAGAUUCGCACUAAUCCGGUACUAUCUACAUGUGUUUGACGUCCGCCAUGUCUCAGAUGCAUGUCUAAUGUCUGUAUGUAUGGAUGUAUUGUCUCGCUGGCGGACAGGCUGUGUCACAAGAACAUCUCGCCUGAUCGUCAUAUUCACAUGUACUGUUCCUGUAGUCUUCAUGCUGUGGAACAUAUGCAUACAUACGUACAUUCAUACCUUCACAUGUGCAUAUAUGUAUGUACACAUAACACAUCUACGUCAACUCAAGAGUCACACCAUCCAUACCAUCCCAAAUCCCUCGUCUCGAAACACACGAACUCCAGGCGCUCUGCACUUAGUGGUACGUACCUAAUGUACCCGUACCGUAUCGCGAACAACGGGAAUCCCAAACCCAGGCACGACCACCAACCGGACCUCCCACGCCUCUCCCACGCCCACGUUUUUUCCCUCCCACGCUCGCCACCACCACUACGUUCGCUCUGCCAGCCACGCACGCCACGCGCAACUCCUCUCAUCCCUACCCCUACCCUUUUACCUUUGCCCUUUGCCUUCCAUUGCCCGGCCGUCAUGCAAAUCCAAAUUUCCCUUCCAAAAAGUUUUUCCAUGAUCUUCCCUUCGAGAAAAAAAGAUAAACGCCUACUGUUGAUCUAACCUAACCCAAUCCCUGCACUAAGGGAAAUGGAAGAAAAAAUAUAUCUCGGGCCGAGAGGCCUAGGGCAGAAUUGCAGGACCCACCGCACCGCACGCGUAACAGUAGGAGUGUGUGUGGAUGUGAUAUUGUUGUGCCGAACGUUUCGGA
Messenger RNA from Aaosphaeria arxii CBS 175.79, 985 nucleotides. RefSeq lists its product as uncharacterized. Bases 256 to 837 code for a protein of 193 amino acids. The transcript has 2 exons. The record is from RefSeq and is a predicted model, not a curated record. NCBI's taxonomy places the organism in Eukaryota, Fungi, Ascomycota, Dothideomycetes, Pleosporales.